GGGGCAAAAUAAGGCAUCAGGAGUCUACGAGAGCUCGGGGGAGGGUAGAAACAGAGCCUCCGGGUCGUGGGGGCAGGCGAGCCAUGGCUGGUGGAAAAGCGAAGCCGUGUGUGUUCUGCCAGAUUGCACGGGCGUCGACUUCCACUCCUCUCCUCUACACCGACGAGAAGGUUGUUGCCUUCCCCGACAUCAAUCCUUCCGCGUUCAGGCAUUAUCUGGUUAUACCUAUAGAGCACAUUUCAACUGUCAAAGACCUUCGAAAAAGAACAGAAGAUUAUCAACUAGUAAGUCACAUGUUGAAUGUGGGGCAAACUCUUUUGCAGAGAGACACACCUGAAUCCAAACUAUAUAGAUUUGGAUUUCAUCAGCCUCCAUUUAACAGUGUUGACCAUCUGCAUCUUCACUGUUUGGCACUACCAUUCAUACCAGGAUGGAAACAUUUGAAGUAUACCCCUUUGGGGCCAUUGGGUGGGUUCAUAGAGGCUGAGAAGUUGCUGGACAAAAUAAAGCCAUUGUCAGCAGUUCACACAUGAUUAUCACAGCUACACUAUGCUAGAUGAAAUUUAUUAUGGAUUGAUUCUCCCAACAUUGCUUGCCGUUGGCUUGUAAAAUCAUCACAUUGAUAGUUUUUUGUACACUUCUUAAUUAUCGGGUCAAUUGUUGUAUACAACAUCUGCAAUGCUUGACAUAUAAAAUGAAACUAACAUAAUGUUGUUCUCUCUUUUCUUGAUCA
Molecule: messenger RNA, 733 nt
Organism: Phoenix dactylifera (date palm)
Lineage: Eukaryota; Viridiplantae; Streptophyta; Magnoliopsida; Arecales; Arecaceae
Gene: HINT4
Product: histidine triad nucleotide-binding 4
Molecular function (GO): catalytic activity
Source: RefSeq, a predicted model, not a curated record